UUGAGGUUUCAGCUGCUAUACCUUUUCCUUUGUUAGUUAAAUAAUAAUAAUAAUCUCCUAGGCUGAUUUUAUUAGGGAAACUGACCCACCCACAUUACCCAGGAGGCACCGCGAACAGACGCUGGUACCGUAUUUCCCAGAGUUCCCUGCAUCUUUCGCAAGCGUUGAAGACGUCGAAGCCAAAAUGGCGACCGGAACAGGCAAGCACAAGCUGCUGAGUACUGGCCCGACAGAGCCAUGGUCCAUCCGAGAGAAGUUGUGUUUAGCAUCUUCUGUUAUGAGGAGUGGAGAUCAGAACUGGGUAUCAGUUAGCAGAGCAAUCAAGCCUUUUGCAGAACCUGGCCGGCCUCCAGACUGGUUUUCUCAAAAACAUUGUGCUUCUCAGUACUCAGAGCUCUUAGAGACUACUGAGACUCCAAAACGGAAACGUGGUGAGAAAGGAGAAGUGGUAGAAACUGUUGAAGAUGUUAUUGUUCGGAAACUGACUGCUGAGAGAGUUGAGGAACUGAAGAAGGUGAUCAAGGAAACACAGGAGAGAUACAGGCGACUAAAAAGAGAUGCUGAACUAAUUCAAGCUGGACACAUGGACAGCAGACUGGAUGAGCUUUGCAAUGACAUUGCAAUGAAGAAGAAAUUGGAGGAGGAAGAGGCUGAAGUAAAAAGGAAGGCUACCGAUGCUGCAUACCAGGCUCGGCAAGCAGUAAAAACACCUCCUCGAAGGCUACCAACUGUGAUGGUCCGUUCACCUAUAGAUUCUGCCUCCCCAGGAGGUGAUUAUCCACUUGGAGACUUGACUCCAAACACUAUGGAAGAGGCUACCUCUGGGGUAACCCCUGGGACUUUGCCGAGUACCCCAGUCACCUCGUUUCCUGGGAUUCCUGACACCCUUCCUCCAGGCUCUGCACCCUUAGAAGCCCCCAUGACCCCAGUAACAGAUGAUUCACCCCAGAAAAAGAUGCUUGGACAGAAAGCAACUCCACCCCCCUCCCCUCUGCUGUCAGAGCUCUUGAAGAAGGGCAGCCUCCUGCCUACUAGCCCCAGACUGGUCAAUGAGAGUGAGGUGUCUGUGGCUUCUGGCCACCUGAACAGCACAGGUGUUCUCCUGGAGGUAGGCGGGGUUCUUCCCAUGAUACAUGGUGGGGAGAUACAGCCAACAACCAGUGCUGUUGCAGCCUCCCCUGCUGCCUCAGGUGCUCCCACUCUUUCCCGGCUUUUAGAAGCUGGUCCUACACAGUUCACCACUCCUCUUCCUUCCUUCACUACUGUUGCCAGUGAGCCUCCAGUUAAACUUGUGCCACCCCCUGUAGAGUCUGUGUCCCAGGCUACCAUUGUCAUGAUGCCUGCGCUGCCAACACCAUCCUCUGCUCCGGCUGGCUCCACUCCUGAAAGUGUAGCUCCAGUGAGUCAGCCCGACCCCUGUGUUCCCUGUGAUGCCGUGGGGGAUCCACAUACUGUGACUGUUUCCAUGGAUAGCAGUGAAAUCUCCAUGAUCAUUAAUUCUAUCAAAGAAGAGUGUUUCCGAUCAGGGGUAGCAGAGGCUCCUGGUGGAUCAAAGGCUCCAAGCAUAGAUGGAAAGGAAGAUUUAGAUCUGGCUGAGAAGAUGGAUAUUGCUGUGUCUUACACAGGUGAAGAGUUGGAUUUUGAAACAGUUGGAGACAUCAUUGCCAUCAUUGAAGACAAGGUCGAUGAUCACCCUGAAGUGCUGGAUGUGGCAGCUGUGGAAGCAGCACUGUCAUUCUGUGAAGACAAUGAUGAUCCGCAGUCCCUGCCUGGCCCUUGGGAACACCCUAUCCAGCAGGAGCGGGAAAAGCCAGCGCCUCUUCCGGCACCAGAAAUGACAGUCAAACAAGAAAGACUAGACUUUGAGGAAACAGAAAACAAAGGAAUCCAUGAACUGGUAGACAUCAGGGAAUCAGGUGUUGAGAUUAAGAUGGAACCUGCGGAGCCAGAGCCAGGCAUGUCAGGGGCUGAGAUAGUAGCUGGAGUUGGUCCAGUCUCAAGUAUGGCACCACCAGAACUCAGGAGUCAAGACUUAGAUGAAGAACCUAGAAGUUCUGCAGGUGGAGAGAUUGGUGAAACAGAUGGUUCCAGUGGGAAAGACGAUGACAUGCCACUUUCAACUGUGAAGACAGAGGCAUCUCCUGAAAGCUUGUUGUCUCCAUCACAUGGUUCAAAUCCAAUUGAAGAUCCUUUAGAGGAUCCGCACAAGUUUGAAAUAUCAGACUCAUUGAAAGAAGAAUCAGGGACUAUUUUUGGAAGCCAGAUAAAGGAUGCUCCAGGUGAUGAGGAGGAAGAAGAUGGAGUCAGUGAAGUAACUAGCCUAGAGGAGCCUAAGGAAGAAGAUCAAGGAGAAGGCUAUUUGUCUGAGAUGGAUAAUGAACCCCCUGUGAGCGAAAGUGAUGAUGGCUUUAGUAUACAUAAUGCUACACUGCAGUCACACACACUGGCAGACUCUAUCCCAAGUAGCCCUGCCUCUUCACAGUUCUCUGUGUGCAGUGAAGACCAAGAAGCAAUUCAGGCUCAGAAAAUAUGGAAGAAAGCCAUUAUGCUUGUGUGGAGGGCUGCAGCAAAUCAUAGGUAUGCCAAUGUGUUCCUGCAACCUGUUACAGAUGACAUAGCACCUGGCUACCAUAGCAUUGUGCAGAGACCUAUGGAUUUGUCAACCAUUAAGAAAAACAUUGAAAAUGGACUGAUCCGCAGCACAGCUGAGUUUCAGCGUGACAUCAUGCUGAUGUUUCAGAAUGCUGUUAUGUAUAAUAGCUCAGACCAUGAUGUAUAUCACAUGGCAGUAGAGAUGCAGAGAGAUGUCCUGGAACAGAUCCAGCAAUUCUUGGCCACACAGUUGAUUAUGCAAACAUCUGAAUCUGGAAUCAGUGCUAAGAGUCUUCGGGGGAGAGAUUCUACCCGAAAACAAGAUGCUUCAGAGAAGGACAGUGUCCCCAUGGGCUCUCCUGCCUUCCUUCUCUCUCUCUUUGAUGGGGGAACCAGGGGACGCCGCUGUGCCAUUGAAGCAGACAUGAAGAUGAAGAAGUGAAGCCUCAGAGUUCCCUCUUUGAGCUGAACCUGAACUAGGAAUAAACAAGACAUAGCUUGGGGCUUGUGGGCUCAGAUCCACAUUUGAUCUUAGUCAAAAGGCUGAGAAGCAGUUAUGGGUCCAGAAGAGAAGGUGCCUGGGCCAAAUGACAUGAGUUGAGAAAAUCUCUUUUCAGAGAGUUGGAGUAGCACAAUUGCCCGUUUUAGGGCAAAAAUCAUGGGCUGUGUUAAUGCCCUACUGUGUAGCUAGCAGAUUGUAGCUAAUUUGUACUGUCUUGUGAAGUGUACAGACUUUUUUAAAGAAUAAACCUGUGAAGUAUGUGUAUAUAACAAACAGAAGGAAAACUCUGGCCUUUGGUGUGUCCUUUGUGUUUAAAAUGUGUUUUCUUCACCACGGUAACUAAUCAUGAGGGAUGGAUUGUUAGAGCUGAGGAGUGGGUUUAUAAGCUGUUUGCGGCACCUGAGAAGAGGUGAGUAGCCAAGACUAAACUCGCGAUUGGUGUUUUUAAAAGAAUUAAUAGCGGCUAUUUUAUUGGACUUUUCUUGAAUGUUUGGAAAAUGUGAAGAUUAUCAGGAUCUAGUUCAUAUAAUUCCUUAGGGAUUUAGCAUGGACAAAGGCAGCAGAAUAGGGCAGGAAUGUUUCAAGCCAGGACUUUCUUUGUUCGUGCUAUUGUUGUUGUUGUUUUCUUUUGUUUUUCGAGACAAGGUUUCUCUGUAGUUUUUUUGGAGCCUGUCCUGGAACUAGCUCUUGUAGACCAGGCUGGCCUUGAACUCACAGAGGUCCACCUGCCUCUGCCUCCCGAGUGCUUGGAUUAAAGAUGUGCACCACCACCAUCCACACUAUUGGUAUUUCUGUAGGUAGAACUCAUGCACAAUAUUAUUCCGUCUUUUGAGGUGGAGUCUCUGUAUUUUGACAAGGCUAGCCUAGAGCUAAAAAAUCCUCCAAUUUUAAUUUCCCCAGUAGUUUGGAUUACAGGUGUGUGUACCACACUGGGCUAGAACUGCUCAAGCAACAACAACAGAAACUUACUGAUGUAUGUAAAGGUUAGUUUCUGAGAGGAAGUUGAGGGCCAGGCGUGUAUUUUGGUAGUAUAGUGGUACAGCUCAACUAGUUCUUGGCAAUCUCCAGUACUGGGGGAAAGAAAUCACUUGAAAACAGCCUGGCUCAUACCAGUAACCCUAGCACUUGGGAACUGGGGCAGGAGGAUAGCUGAUAGUUUGCGGCCAGACUGAACUGCAGAAGGAGCUCUUGUCUCAAAACUACAUUGGUGGGGCCUGCAUGGUGUCUCAGUGGGUUCAGGUAUCCGUGGGAGGAAAGACCUGACUUCUACAAGUUGUGCUGUCAUCUCCACACAAUGGAGUGUGCAUGUGUACGUGUCUGUGCACACACAAGUGUAAUUAAAAUUUUAAAAAAUGUAUUAAAAACCUUGUGACCUUAGUUUUAUCUAUCCUAACUUCUGUUUCUAAAUAAAAAUAUUCAUCAGUAAAUUGAACUAGUAUGAACCUUUUUAAAAAUAAAAUUACUAAUAGGCCAUGCUUUAAUUCUUUAUUCUUCCUGGAGGAAAAAGGUUUAAGAAGAAUAUGCCUAAAACUGGGUGUGGUGGUGCACGCCUUUAAUCCCAGCAUUUGUGAGUCAGGGGCAGGCGGAUCUCUUGUGAGUUCAAGGCCAGCCUGGUAUACAUAGUGAGUUCCAGGCUAGCCAGGGCUACCUAGUUAAGACCCUGUCAUUUAAAAAAAAAAAAAAAAAAAAAUGUGCCUAGAAGUCACAAGUAUUACUGCCUAAAAUAGAACUGUUUGUAAAUUUGAGGGUUUGGGAUGUGGUUUAGAGUUUAAAGUUUACUUUGAGUCCUAGUCCUUCAUGUACCGUUGUGACCCAAGCCUAUUCCUGACACUAGAAGGUAGAUAAAGGAGCAUCAGUUCACACUAAUAAUUGGCUACAUAGCAAAGUUCAGGUCACCCGUGAUAUACAAGACCCUGUUCAAAAAUGUAAAGUUUGCUAAGCUAAGGGAGAAGUUAGUCUUUGAGAUGAAAUAGAGUUGAGUCCGUCCAGGAGUUAGAAUAUGAAAUGAGUCUCAAAGCAGUCCACAGACAGGUAUGCCUUACAAACACCAAGGCACUAGAAGCUGGAAAACUGCUGGGCAUGGUGGUGCACGUCUUUAAUCUUAGCGCUCCAGAGGCAGAGGCAGGCGGAUCUCUUGAGUCACAAGCGAGCCUAGUCUACAGAGUGCCAGGCCAGCCAGGGCUGCAUGGUGAGACCCGGCCUCAACAAAUAAAAAUUUUAAAAGUUUUUAAGUAGGGAAAGUUUGUGAAUAAAGUGUUCUAAAGAUAAUUUUCGGUUGGUAGAAAAGCUGAUGCAUGAGUUUACCAAAAUAGUAACUAUUGGGGGCAAAACUAAGGCAUAGUUAGGACUCAUGCUGUUUAGGAGUGAAGUACAGAUGAGACAAAAGGCACUCCUUGCCUCAACGGUAGAGACUAGGCCCCAACACUCAGGAAACUUUAGUAGAAUUUUGAGUUUGAGGAUAUAUAUAGCAAGACACACAAAAGGCAGGGAUGGUGCUCUUGCAGAGAGUGAGUUUAGGUUCUAGCACAUCAGGCGGCUCACAACUGUUAACUCCAGCAACUAGGGUGCCAGUACUUCACACUGGCAUAUAUACAUAAAUGGUCAUUUUAAAUACUUUUUAAAAAUCAAGGGAGCAACUUGAACAGAGAAAAAAGUUGAAACUUGAAUUUAAUGACAAAGCAGAAGACCAAGAACUCAAGAAUCUAUUGAAAGCUGUGGCUAGAUGCUGUGGCUGUAGCUAGCUUUCCUAGUAUGCUUGAAACCCUGGAUUCCGUUUUGCCAGCACAUAAACCAGGUCUUUCUCGGCUGCCUACUGAGUGUGAAGCCAGUCUACGUGCCAACCUGUCUUUAGAAGGAAGAAAAACUGCAAAAGACAGUGCUUCUCUUCCAGAGGACCUGAGUUCAAGUCACAGGUGGCUUACCACCACUUCUAAUCCAAGGGAUCCGAUCCCUCUACUGGCCCAUGGACACACACGGCAUUCACACACACAACACGUAAAAAUAAUAAAAUUUCCCAAUGAAUGAAUGAAUAAGUGCUUCUGUUUUUAUUCUGACAGUCAGAUGUGACCAGAAGGAUGCCAUAGGUAACCACAAGUGUUUUGAGAUUAAUGAUUAAUAAAUUAAUAAUAGAUUAAAAGUUGUAUAUACUGAGGAAAAUCUAAUCCAAGUUUAUUGCCUUGCUGAGUCCAUGGGUAUCUGGUGAUAAAGCAAGUCUGUAAGUCAGGUAUGCUCCAAUUCUUCACUCCAUUUUUGUCCAGUAUGAAAUCCAAGUUUGAAAAUGGGAUAAUAUAAACAAGCUAUUUUUUAUCCAAAAGAUAAAUUUUCAUCUAAUGUCUUUGUUUAGCUGGUUCUUGUGCCUCCUAAUGAAAGAAAUUUCAAGACCCUUUCUAUGAACUUGGAACAUAGCAGUGUACUGGGAGUGUUGAUUUGAAUUAAUUUGUCUUGUUUUUAUUUGAGUUAAUGCAUCUUUUCUGUGUGUUUACAGAUGCGGUGUAAGUGGAUCUGGAUGAACUCUGGUCACAAUGGCCCCGAGAACUCUGAACUGA
Chionomys nivalis (European snow vole) is the source of this 6639-nucleotide messenger RNA. It is a transcript of the gene Brd8, whose product is annotated as bromodomain containing 8. Gene Ontology annotation, cellular component: NuA4 histone acetyltransferase complex. The record is from RefSeq and is a predicted model, not a curated record. NCBI's taxonomy places the organism in Eukaryota, Metazoa, Chordata, Mammalia, Rodentia, Cricetidae. Gene Ontology annotation, molecular function: protein binding. The coding region runs from base 185 to 3034 and encodes 949 amino acids. The transcript has 22 exons.